CGGCGUAUCUCGUGCUCGCGAUCAUUCGGAGUUCGCGCGUCGUGAAGCGCGGGAGUGUCGACGCGCGAUAAUCACGCGCUCUUCUACACGUUGUGCAUUGUGUCGUGUCGUCGAGUGAAAAACGCGGGCACGAUCAAAAUGUGACAGCUCCUGCAAUCUCUCCGGUGCAUGGAAAAGGAUCGACAAAUCGUUCAACGAGGAACGAACUUGACCCGGAAACUGUGCGCACGUACCCGGUGUCUGCGAAAUACUUCCCGGGGAAUAUGAGUUCGGCGAGUGCGUGAAGUUUGGCCGAAGCCAACGAGAAGCAAGGAUCGCCGAGGAUAAGCCAGCCGGCCAGCCGGCGUAGGAGGGCGAAAGGGGCGCAGAGAUUUCCGGGGGCCCGACAUGCGAUAAAGGAUAUACGUAACAACGAGCAUGGAGAACCAAGGUUUCGAGGAGGAGCAUCAGCCAGGCAUCCCACCGUCGGAGCAAUCGUUCGCUUUGCCGCGGAUCGAUUUCGUGGGCCACGCGUCCGCGUCGCACGUGGCGGACGGCCACGUGUACGAGGACAUCCUGCCGGGAAUAGAGUCGGUCACGAGGAUCUCCAUCGCCGCGGAUCAGCGGCCGAGCAGCAACGAGCAACCCUCGCAGCUCGAAGGAGACAGAAUUUCGCGAGCGGCAACGACGACGACGACGACGAUGCUCGAGCAAGACGAGUUGUCCUGCGGUUUCCGACGGAACCUGACGCUGCCGUUCCGUCGGUCCGGCGGCCUCGAUCCCGCCGGCGCGAACAGUUCCGUGCGCGUGACCAGCCGCGAGAAGAGCAGCUGGCACGAGGAAGCGGAAACCGCGGGAAACGCGGAAACGAUCGCGCCGUCGAUCGAGAAAGAUCGCGAUGCCAGGCAGCAGCCGGUCGAGGCCAGGCCUAACAGGAGGCGCAGGAAGAAGGACUGCAAGCAUUGCAGGAGCAAGGCCGUCGCGUCGACGUACGACCGGGAUUGCGAGAUCGACGAGAGGGAGAACGAGGAGGAGAUCGUGUCGAGGAAGAACCGGGACAACAAGCAGCGACAGUUCCCGGCGCUGAUCGAAGAUCCGAGGACGAUCCUCGAUCCGUGCGACCUCGCCGCGGUCAGAACCUACCCGCCGAUCGGCAACAACGGUGACAAGCAGCAGCACCACCCUGCCAGAGGGACGGAGCCCCUCUGCGUUUUCACGAUCACCGAGAAGCCCGCGGCCUCGCCGAAAACGCAGCCGAAGCUGAUCGAGCUGGAGGAUCCAAGGGGCAAGGAGGUCAACAAGCCUGUCCUCGCGCAGGAGAAGAGCAGGGCCGGGAUGAGGGUGAACUCGAUCUACUCGCAGGACAGAUGGUACGCCAAGGAGGCGCCUAUCUUCUGCACGGACGUCAAGGAGCACGGAUCCUUUCAGAUAAGCGAUUAUCGAGGAACAUCGGGCGAGAAAGGCCUGCUCGAGGAGAAUGCGGUGCCGAUGGCCGAAUUUCAGAGGGCUUACUCCCUCCCGGUGCGAACGCAGACCCCGUCCUCCCAAAAUCGCGCGAAUCAACGAAGAAGCGUGCGGGCAGAGCCACCCCCGCAUCCGGCCAGGCUGCGGAAACACAGGCACGGCUGGACUCUACACUUGGCGCGGCCUCUGAAGACUUCCGGUUGCUCGAGGUCCUUGGUCCUCGUGUUGCUGCUGAUCCUGGCGCUCCUCGGAAUCGGCGCCAUUGCUCUCUACAUCGUGUUCGAGCCGGAGAAGCUGCAGAUCAUCCAACAGUACCUGAAGUCGUCGGCGAACGACUCGUCGACGGUGGAAACGCCGACCGCGGGAACGUUGUCGAUGAACGCAUCGUCGACGACGACGACGACGCCGGUCAGCAGCAGCAGCAUGAUCGCGACCGUGCUUUUAAGCGGCGACCAGUCAUUUCCGGAGAGCGGCGCUCGUACCACCGCGGAACCGGAAGCGGAAGCGAGCAGUCCGCCGGCCGUCAACUCCACCAGAUACUGCGACGACUGCCUGAACGGGGAGGUGUGCGUCGCCCUCGUCGACGAAGAGGUGCCGAUCUGCAGGACCGGCCUGGAUCUCGAGGACCCGACCGGAUGCGCCGGCUUCUGCCUCGUCAACAAGCAGAAGUGCCAUCGUCUCGACGUCGACGCGUUCAGGUGCGUGGAGGUGGAGCACUACUGUCUGGACGACGAGUGGACGUGCGCGAAUACUCUCUGCAUCCCCUUGGAGAAGCGAUGCGACGGCCACAUGAAUUGCUACGACCAUUCGGACGAAUUCAAUUGCGAAUGCGAUCCAGAGACGCAUUUCCAGUGCGGUAAUGAGACCUCCUGCCUUCCGUUGGAGAAGAGAUGCGACGGCAAGAUAGAUUGCUGGGACGCGGCAGACGAGAUUAAUUGCACGCUCGGUGGUAAUCUCGGGUGGUCGUGUCCGUCGAAGAACGAGUUCACGUGCAGCGACGGCCAGUGCAUAUCGGAAGCUCGUUUCUGCGACGGCCUGCCAGACUGCGUCGACGGGUCCGACGAGCCAUCCGGUUGCCAAGGACGUUGCAACAAGCACGAAUUCACGUGCCAAAACAAUAGGUGCAUCACGAAGGGGAUGAAGUGCAAUGGUGUCGACGACUGCGGCGACGGAACCGACGAGAGGCACUGCAAGCACAGAAUCCUCUGAUCUCUCGUACCGGCCGAGUCUAUAUCACAGUAUUUUUCUUACAGGAAGAGAGCGACGAAUGUAAUUAAUGUAUAUAUUUAUACAUAUAUAUACCAUUGUGCCGUAUAGAUAUGCAGCGAUGCAUAAUAAAUUGUUUACAUGGCGGUAUACAAGCGGUCGACUGCAAUUAGGAAAUGACAUAUUUUAUUGAUGUAUAAUAGUCGAUUACAAGUGCCGUAUUUUAUACCGCGAAGUCUUUUUCAAUGAAACAUUAUACAUUUAUAGGUUUCCUCCUC
This is a messenger RNA of Megalopta genalis, 2927 nucleotides long. RefSeq lists its product as uncharacterized. NCBI's taxonomy places the organism in Eukaryota, Metazoa, Arthropoda, Insecta, Hymenoptera, Halictidae. Gene Ontology annotation, molecular function: protein binding. Gene Ontology annotation, cellular component: plasma membrane; signaling receptor complex. The record is from RefSeq and is a predicted model, not a curated record.